This is a messenger RNA of Marmota monax (woodchuck), 3199 nucleotides long. RefSeq names its product pantothenate kinase 1 (gene Pank1). Gene Ontology annotation, molecular function: ATP binding; pantothenate kinase activity. The record is from RefSeq and is a predicted model, not a curated record. NCBI's taxonomy places the organism in Eukaryota, Metazoa, Chordata, Mammalia, Rodentia, Sciuridae. Gene Ontology annotation, biological process: coenzyme A biosynthetic process. Bases 16 to 1812 code for a protein of 598 amino acids. Gene Ontology annotation, cellular component: cytosol; nucleus. The transcript has 7 exons.
AGAACUUCAUUCCCCAUGUUGAAACUCGGCGGUGGCGGUGGCGGGCAGGAUUGGGCAUGCUCAGUGACAGGGACAGGUCUGGGAGGCGAGGAAGCUACAUUUGAAGUCGAGCGGCCCAGGGAUCAGGGGGAGGUGGGCGGCUGGGGCCCCGGCUGGGGGUGCACGGAGACCCCAGAUUCCGUGCCCAGGGCCAGCAUGCUCCAGGCAGGCGCUGCAGGGCGGGCGCGCGAGGGGGAGGGCGUGGAGGAGGUGGGGGAGUCAGCGGGAGGAGGGGAGGAGCGCUGGGCUCGCCAUCCCCGGGCGCCGGCUCUGCUGCUGCUGAGUCGGAAGCCGCAGGGAGGAUCUGAGGAAAUAAAGACGACCGAGAAUGACCUCCAGGGAGGCCGCUUGAGCCGGGGCCCGCGCGCUGUCCCGCCAGCCCCGAGCAUGGGCGACCGCGGCGGGCAGCCAGAGCGCUCAGCCUCGCACACCCCAGGGGCCCCCGCGGGCACCAGCGCAGCCCUCGUGAACGGGCUGCUGCACAACGGCUUCCACCCGCCUCCAGUCCAGCCGCCGCUCGUUUGCAGCUGGGGCCCCUCGGGCGGCGGCGACGCGGCGCCCCCACGCCUCCCGCUCCUGUCGGAGCUCCAGCCACAGCCGCUGCUUGCUCAGCAUGACUCUCCGGCCAAGAAAUGCCGGCUGCGGAGGAGGAUGGACUCCGGGAGGAAGAACAGGCCGCCAUUCCCAUGGUUCGGCAUGGAUAUUGGUGGAACUCUGGUUAAGUUGGUCUACUUUGAACCAAAGGAUAUUACAGCCGAAGAGGAACAAGAGGAAGUGGAGAACCUGAAGAGCAUCCGGAAGUAUUUGACUUCUAAUACUGCUUAUGGGAAAACUGGGAUCCGAGACGUCCACCUGGAGCUGAAAAACCUGACCAUGUGUGGGCGCAAAGGGAACCUGCACUUCAUCCGCUUCCCCAGCUGUGCCAUGCACAGGUUCAUUCAGAUGGGCAGCGAGAAGAACUUCUCCAGCCUCCACACCACUCUCUGUGCCACAGGAGGCGGGGCCUUCAAGUUUGAAGAGGACUUCAGAAUGAUUGCUGACCUGCAGCUCCAUAAACUGGAUGAACUGGACUGUCUCAUUCAGGGUCUGCUUUACGUCGACUCUGUCGGCUUCAACGGCAAGCCAGAAUGUUACUAUUUUGAAAACCCCACAAAUCCUGAAUUGUGUCAAAAAAAGCCAUACUGCCUUGAUAACCCAUACCCUAUGUUGCUGGUUAACAUGGGCUCAGGUGUCAGCAUUCUAGCAGUGUACUCCAAGGACAACUAUAAAAGAGUUACAGGGACCAGUCUUGGAGGUGGAACAUUCCUAGGCCUAUGUUGCUUGCUGACUGGUUGUGAGACCUUUGAAGAAGCUCUGGAAAUGGCAGCUAAAGGCGACAGCACCAAUGUUGAUAAGCUGGUGAAGGACAUUUACGGAGGAGACUAUGAACGAUUUGGCCUUCAAGGAUCUGCUGUAGCAUCAAGCUUUGGCAACAUGAUGAGUAAAGAAAAGCGAGAUUCCAUCAGCAAGGAAGACCUCGCCCGGGCCACCUUGGUCACCAUCACCAACAACAUUGGCUCCAUUGCUCGGAUGUGUGCACUGAAUGAGAAUAUUGACAGAGUUGUGUUUGUUGGGAAUUUUCUCAGAAUCAAUAUGGUCUCCAUGAAGCUGCUAGCAUAUGCCAUGGAUUUUUGGUCCAAAGGACAACUGAAGGCUCUGUUUUUGGAACAUGAGGGUUAUUUUGGAGCUGUUGGGGCAUUGUUGGAACUGUUCAAAAUGACCGAUGACCAGUAGAAAUGAGCAGUAGAGGGAACAGCCUCCUGUGAGGACAGAGAGCUGAAAGGUACUGCUGGAGAAGGAGAAAAUCGCUGUGGAUGGAAGCCAAGCCAUUAUGGCAGAGGAACCUGCUGGAUUUGUAAAUAAUCUAAAAUUCUUCUAGCUGAUCUUUGACUCUUAGGUUUUGAGCUUAUGAUUUAAAAUGGGAAAUAUAAGAGUUUUUUCUGUAUACUGUAUUUUUUAAAAAAAAAUAAUUUGUGCAGUGUGGCCAAACCCACCAAUUUUAUGCAUUAACUUUGAAAAAUUGUAUGGUGUCUAGAAGGACCUGAAAUGUAAGCGCUAUUCAUUUUUCUUCUGGGGUUUACUGAUUGGUGUGGUAAUUUUAACUUCAUUUAGUAAUUACUCUAGGAGAUUUUACCUUUACUUAUAUUUUUCAUGACGUUUCAUGAUUUGCUGUUGGUUUCAAAUGAAACUACAAAUCUGACAUGUUUUACUGUGAACACUUUUUUUGUUUGUAUGCUUUUUUUUUUGUCCUUUCUGUUUGAAUGUCUUAUGAAAAACAUGAGUCCCUCCCCCUGUUUUUGUUAUCCUCUGAUCUCCCUCUCUCCUACCCACAAUCUAUCUUUAAUGUAAUUGUUCAUAUCAAUCAAGGUGCUGACCAACUCAAUACAAAGUUAAAACACACAAUCCAAAGCUCUCAAAAGUGCCCAUGAGGAGAAGACUUUAAAUGUGUUAAUGAAUUUAAUGAGUCUGGCAAAAGUUGAAAAUGAUAUGCAAUUUUAUCUUAUCCCUUAUAAAUAUAGUGAUUCGCUGGAUUUAUUUUAUGCUGUGUUAUAUUAAAUUGAAUUAUCCUAUGAUGAAAUGCCUUCAUCCAUGUAAUUCUUGUGCAUGAAGUUUGGAACUUAUUGGGAAAAGCUUCCCAGCAGAUGAACUGUCACAUGAAGGGGAAGUCAUGCAUUGAAUGUCAGGUAGUAAUAACUGUUUUGUAUGUUUAUGUACCUAGAUGCUUUGUAACAAGACAUCUUAAAUAAUAAUGUUAAUUUUUUUCAUUUUUAAUAUUUUAAACUGAAAACUGUACUUUCACCCCAGUUUCUAAAAUUAAAAAAUAAUUUAUAAUACUGAUCUCUCUAUAUAUUUUUUUUCUUUUUUGAGAGAUUCCUUUAAGACUGAUGGGUAACUUUCAAGUGAGGGUCUUGUACAUAGAACACAUGAGAUCUUAUGAUCUUUUGGGUCGAGCCUGUCGAUGAAAGGGAUUUUUGAAGAGCAGUGCAGUUGCUCCAUGAUAAUGUUCCCUUUUCUACCUUUGAGCGCCACCUUUAAUUUUGAUAUCUUCAAAUCUUGAGGAAGUUGAUGCUAAUUGAAAAAUUCACUUGUCUGGUUAAAAUAAAACCCAUUUCUGUUGUGA